Molecule: messenger RNA, 4457 nt
Organism: Salmo salar (Atlantic salmon)
Lineage: Eukaryota; Metazoa; Chordata; Actinopteri; Salmoniformes; Salmonidae
Product: hepatocyte growth factor
Biological process (GO): proteolysis; negative regulation of apoptotic process; positive regulation of protein phosphorylation
Molecular function (GO): signaling receptor binding; serine-type endopeptidase activity
Source: RefSeq, a predicted model, not a curated record
GAAAGAGCAGCUGUUCCUAAUGUUUUGUACACUCAGUGUACCUUGACUACGGUACUCAAUGUGUUGUUAAACAGUGAGUGAGUGUAGUAGAGGAAUAAAGUGGGAGGAGAGCGCUGAGAUGAGGGGGAGAGAGAGAUCCAUAGUGUGUUUCUACUAAGAGGCAUCUGUGCUGUAGCUGAGUGAACAACCCCAGUCCCUCCGUCCCGCUGUCUGGACCUUGUCAACGAACGACAACACCGUUACUAUUAUUGGGAUAUCAAUAAUCGUUUAUAUCGUGAACAGCCUUUGCAGGAACUAUGUGGAUUUACAACAUUAUUUUUACUCUCUUAAUCGUCCGUUAUUCAGAGUGCAGGAGGAAUGCAUUACAGGACUACCAGAGGAGUGAUGGCGUGAGAUUGGUCCAACUGCCAGACUCUGCCCUCCAUACCAAAAGCAGGAAGUUGAGCAUUGUGAAGUGUGCCCGUGGUUGCAGCCGCGACAAGAUACUGCUCUUCACCUGCAGAGCGUUCUUGUAUGAUCAGAAAAACAGGAAAUGCCAGUGGUUGUCGUUUGACAGGAACUCACCAGGAGUCCAAAGCCAACACGACUUCAACUACCAACUCUACCAGAAGAAAGCCUAUGUGCAGGAGUGCAUAGUGGGGACAGGCGUGAACUACAGAGGGAGGAGGUCUGUAACGGCCAGUGGAAUCAGGUGCCAAGCCUGGGCCUCUCCUUUCCCUCAUGAACACAAUUUCCUACCGAGGAGGAACAGGAAGAAGGAACUGACAAACAACUACUGCCGUAACCCUGACAACGCUAUUUCAGGACCAUGGUGCUUCACUACAGACCCCAAUGUCAGACACCAGGACUGUGGAGUACCUGAGUGCUUACAAGUGGAGUGUGUGAGCUGUAAUGGGGAAAGCUACAGAGGUCCCAUGGAUCACACCGAGACGGGACGGGAGUGUCAACGCUGGGACCUAGAGGAACCACACAAACACCACCUCCACCCCAAGAGGUAUCCUGAUAAAGGCCUAGAUGACAACUAUUGUAGGAACCCAGAUGGACGUCAACGACCGUGGUGUUUCACCCUGGAUGCACACACAUCCUGGGAGUACUGCAACAUCACAGCCUGCCCCUCAGACAGUGUGGGAGAGGUAGAUGUGACUACCAGCUGUUUCCGGGGUCGAGGUGAGGGCUACAGAGGGACAGUAGCAGUAACACCCAGUGGGGUGACCUGUCAACGCUGGGACUCACAGUACCCCCACAACCACACAUAUAUACCCCAGGACUAUCGCUGCAAAGACCUGAGGGAGAACUACUGUAGGAACCCUGACGGCCUUGACCUCCCAUGGUGCUUCACUUCAGACCCUAACGUUCGCAAGGCAUUCUGCACCAACAUCCCCCGCUGUGACACACAGAAUUCUGAACCCCAUGACUGCUACGAGGGCAAUGGAGAGAGCUACAGAGGAGAGGUGUCAAGGACCAGGUCAGGUCUUCCCUGUUCCCUCUGGAGAGACCACAGUUGGGACAGAGAUGCAGCGGUGCUGACUGUGGGACAGGAGGGGAGUUUCUGUAGGAACCCAGACAGAGACACACACGGCCCCUGGUGUUACACUAACAGCACUGCGAUACCCUGGGACUACUGCAGCGUCAAACCAUGUGAACCAUCAGAGUACACCAUUCCACAGCGAGUGGAGGUGUCAUGUUUCAUCCAUAAGACGACCAGGAUAGUAGGAGGAGCUCCAGUCGCCAUCACAGACGGAAGCUGGAUGGUCAGCAUACAGAAACGGUCCAGUCACUGGUGUGGAGGUUCUCUCAUACGAGAGGAGUGGGUCCUCACUGACAGACAAUGCUUCUCCUCAUGUGUUCCAGACCUGAGUGAGUAUCGUGUGUGGUUGGGUGUAUCAGACCUUCGUGGCUUGGCUCCUAACAGCUCCUUCAGACAGGAAGUCUCCAUCUCCCAUGUGAUCUGUGGUCCUGAGGGCUCCAACCUGGCCCUCAUACGGCUGGCCCAGCCUGCCCUCCCUGCAGACAGUGUCCACACCAUUCAGCUGCCGGUGGCUGGGUGCUCCAUUCCUGAUGGCUCGAUGUGUAGCAUGCAUGGCUGGGGCGAGACCAAAGGUACGGGUCAUGAAGGUGUACUGAAGGUGGUCCAUCUGCCCAUGGUCAGUAAUGAGAGGUGUAGAGAACAACACAGAGGGAACCUCCACAUCACAGACACCAAGAUUUGCGCUGGGGGGAGGAAGGACGAGGGGGUCUGUGAGAGGGACUAUGGCGGCCCCUUGGUGUGCCAGGAAGGAGAGAGCAGGGUCAUAGUGGGGGUCAGUGUCCAUGGCAGAGGCUGUGCCCGUGCCAAUCGGCCUGGCAUCUUCAUCAACGUCCCCUUCUACACCCAGUGGAUCCACAAGGUGUUCCGACACUACCCCGAACCUCAGAUCAACUAGGCACGACCCUCAGAUCAACUAGGCACGACCCUCAGAUCAACUAAAUAUCAAAAUAGAGAUAAACCUUUAUCCCAUCAUCAAUCAGAGACUCACUUGACCCCCCCUUGAUAUAGAUACACAUUGUUGUCUCUACUCUUACCUGUGGCUCAGUCACGUAAGGACCAACUGAGUCCCUGUGCAUUUGAAAGGGGGAAAACUCCAGCCAUACAGAAAAAUAUCAAGCGCAACUCCAAACUUGAUUCUGGAAUUCAGACUCAUGGGCUUCUAUAUGUCUUUGGAGUGGACCUGUGAAGUGGAAUGUAAUUGUGUUGAUCAGACUGCUGGAUCGAUCCUUUAGAUAAUAUAAAUAUGUAGUAUUACAAACAUGCUACUAAGGACAACAGAGGUGUGGAUAUGUGGUUGGCCAACCACCAUGUCCUGAAGCUGGUAAGGUUUGGAUGUUCAGGACACAUAUUGUACGCAAUCAGUAAGAAGCUGUAGACAAUGUGGUAAUAGGGGAGAGUGGGGUAAAUUGAGACACCCCUUGUUUCUAGGAAACCAUAUACAAAAUGAAUAAUGUGACCACAUUUUUAGGAAGAGGUCAUUUCAUGGAGUCAGAAGGAAGAAACCACCCCACAAAGUAAACUGAAUGUAUUGUGUUACAGGUUUUAUGAUGCUUGUAUCUAAACCAAAGUAGAUGUACAUCAGUUGGGGUCUCUAUAAGCUACAAUAUGAGGUCCUAAACCUAGCAUGAAAGUGCAUCCUUGUAGCUGUGUGGGCUAAUAUAAUCAAAAUGUUUGCCUUGGGGUAAGUUGAGCCAAUGGCCACCAUACCCCAUACAAAUGAUGAUUACAUUUUGUCAAUUUUAUGCAUAUUACGCAUAGUAUUUUUGCAAUGUGUCAUGCAUAUAAACUCAUGAUAGUGCAUUUGUAUUAUUACAGAGCAGACAUCAUCAUGCCCCUUGUAUACAAACGUAAAACAAGCAGGGGUCUAGCCGCCUUGAGUUUCUUGAGAGAGCAGCCAAGGAAGUGAGAGAAGGGAAGAAGUCAAUUUGAGAAGCAGCAAAGGAUGGAAAAAAUAGUCCUUAUGACACUGAAGAGGUACAUUGGCUAUGACAGAGUAGCGGAGGCACACAAGGUCUCAUCUGAUGACAUGGAGUCUCAGCUUGCGGAUCAUAUCAAGAAUCUGGCAGACCAGUUUCAUGGGCUUAGCCUUAAAUGCAGAGAACUACCACAACUGGCACAUACGAAUUGGCACAUUGAAGCAACAUCUCUAUCCCAGGCAACUGGUUAAGAAAUGAAAGGGUCAGUGAUAUUGAACAGAGAGAGCUAUGUCUGAAUGAAGAUAUACACUAUACCACACCCCCAUUCCAUUAAUUAAACUUUGACCUACCAGCACUAUCACCCACUAUCACAGGUCACCAUCCCCCACUAUCACAGGUCACCAUCCCCCACUAUCACAGGUCACCAUCCCCCACUAUCACAGGUCACCAUCCCCCACUCUCACAGGUCACCAUCCCCCACUCUCACAGGUCACCAUCCCCCACUCUCACAGGUCACCAUCCCCCACUCUCACAGGUCACCAUCCCCCACUCUCACAGGUCACCAUCCCCACUUACCUCAAGGCGGCUCAACUGACCUUGUUCCUAUGCUCAACUUACCACAUACCCGGGGUAAGAUGUGCCAAAAUACCACUUUUUUUGGACAAGCUAUGUUUUCAAAGCUGUUAUUUUUCCAGGGAUACACAACUACCUGAAAUACACUACGGAAGUGUGCUCAUCAAACAUCUCAUUCGAAAAUCAUGGGCAUUAAUAUAGAGUUGUUACCCCUUUGCUGCUAUAAAAGCCUACACUCUUCUGCGAAGGCGUUCCAACAUCUAGUGGAAGGUUGCUGCUUGGACUUGCUUCGCCUCAGCCACAAGAGCAUUAGUGAGGUUGGGCACUGAUGUUGAGCGAUUAGGCUUGGCUUGCAGUCGGCAUUCCAAUUCAUCCCGAAGGUGUUCGAUGGGGUUGAGGUCAGGGCACUGUGCAGGCGAGUCAAGUUCUUCCAUACCGAU